CGGGCGGCGGCGUCGGGCCGGGGCGGAAGCGGCGCUGCUCGGCGGCCCGUCGGCGCGCUUCCGGUGCCAUGGCGGAGGAGUGGCUGGGCGUGGAGGCGGCGGGCAGCGGCGGCGAGGAGGAGGGCCCGGAGGAUGGCGACCGGCGGCACCGGCAGCUCCUGGAGGCGGUCAGCGCCCUGUCCGGGCGGAAGCGGCGGAGGCUGGCGGAGCGCUCCGAGGCCAGCGCGCAGGUGUCCGAGUUCAACGUCAGCUGUAAAGGUGCCGGGGAGAAGCUGGUCCUGUCGGAGCUCCUGCAGCCCAUCCGUGCCCAGUCCGCCCUGAGCAGCGUGAAGAAGGAGCUGAGCAGAGCGAAGCAGAAGAAGGCCGUGGAGCUGCCCCUCAGCAAGGAGGAGCGGGAGAGGGUCGUGAGGGAGGCUGCCUACGUCAAGACCUCCAAAGACGUUGGCAAAUGGCAGCCGGUGGUCCUGCAGAACCGUCGAGCGGAGCAGUUGGUUUUCCCUCUGAAGCAGGAGCUCGUGGCGGUUGCCCCCCUGGAGCAAGUGGUUUCGGCAUGGAAGCCACGAACUCCCCUGGAGCAGGAGAUCUUCGGACUGCUCCACAAAACACAGCAGCCCAUCACAGACCCGCUGCUGACGCCGCAGGAGAAAGCCUCGCUGCAGGCAAUGAGCCUGGAGGAGGUGGGUGAUUCUUUUUUUUUUUCACUCCUGUGCUGGCCGUGGUGGCCUCUUCCUUUGCGCUUGCCCUUACGCUGCGCUCCCUGGCAGGCCCGGCGGCGGCGAGCAGAGCUGCAGAAGGCUCGGGUCCUGCAGUCCUACUACGAAGCCAAGGCUCGGCGAGAGAAGAAGAUCAAGAGCAAGAAGUACCACCGCGUGCUGAAGAAAAGCAAGAGGCGCAAGGCCCUGAAGGAGUUUGAGCUGCUGCAGAAGUCGGACCCUGAGGCCGCCUUGGCAAAGCUGGAGGAGCUGGAGCAGCUCCGGAUGGAGGAGCGGAUGAGUCUCAAGCACCAGAACAAGGGGAAAUGGGCCCGCUCCAGGGCCAUUAUGGCCAAGUACGACCUGGAGGCCCGCAAGGCCAUGCAGGAGCAGCUGGCCAGGAACAAGGAGCUGAUGCAGAAGGUGCGGGUGGAGCUGCCCGAGGAGGAGCCAGGUGAUGUGCCUGAGGAGGACCUCACGUCUGUGACCGUCCCUGUGGGUGCCAGCAGAGCAAAUCCCUGGAUGCUGGGCAAGCCCAGUGACCCAGCCAAGGAACCUGAGGUGCGAGAGGGUCUUGAAGACGCUGCAGUGCCUGGUGCUGUAGAGAGCAAGGAGGAGAUGUCGGAGGAGGAGGUGUCGGAGGAGGAGGCCCUGCUACAAGACUUUGAGCAGAAACGGCACGCGCGGCAGCGGCGGGCAGGGAGCCCUGAGCAGCACGGCACUGGUGAGACGGAGGCAGUUUCUGACCCUCCGGGGGACAGCUCCGUGCACCCCAUCUGUGACGAGGAGCAGGUGAGUGCAGGGAUCGAGCCGCCUCCCCAGGCCCAGGAGGAGACCCUGCUGUCAGAGCAGCUGGACCGCGUGCAGACGAUGGAGGACGUCGAGGCUCUGGCCUCCAAGGAGCCCUUGGAGGAGCAGGAGAAGCCAGCGGCUGCAGGAGCAGAAGAGCGAGCACACCAGCAGGACAAAGGCAGAGCUGGGGCCCGGCCUGCCAAGAAACCGACGGCCAAGAAGAAAAUGAUUAGCCUGCAGUCCGUGCUGUCUGGAAAGCCCCAGGAGAUUCAGUGCCCCAGCCUACCCGUGGUCAUGGAGGAGGAGGAGGGUGGCAUCGACCAGCGGGGGGUGAUCACCGAGGCCUUUGCCGGGGACGACGUAGUUGCCGACUUCCACCGGGAGAAGAGCAAGGCGGAGCGGGACGCGAAGCCCCAGCCGGUGAACUUGGUGCUGCCGGGCUGGGGCGAGUGGGGAGGCACCGGGCUGAAGCCCAGCGCCAAGAAAAUAAAACGGUUCCUGAUCAAGCCCCCCCCAGCACCUCCCAGGAAGGACCAGCACUUGCCCCACGUCAUCAUGAGCGAGCAGCGCAACAUCCAUGCGGCGGCACAUCAGGUCAGCGAGCUGCCCUUCCCCUUCGUGAGGCACCAGCAGUUCGAGCAGAGCAUCCGGACGCCCGUGGGCUCCACGUGGAACACACAGCGUGCUUUCCAGAAGCUGACCGCCCCCCGCGUCAUCACCCGGGCAGGCCACAUCAUCCAGCCCCUCUCUGCUGAGGACGUCACCUCAGCUGGCAGCGGAGCCAAACCAGUGCUAGAAAUCGCUCCCGAGCAGCGAGGGCAGUCCUCUGGCCGCCCGCACAAGAGAGCGCGAUAGCUCCCUAGGGCUAGGACUGGCCCGCGCAGUGCUGGGGAGCAGGUGGAGGGGCCGUGCCCGGGGGCUUCCCUCCCAGGGAGAGGCUCCUGGUUCUGUCAAGGGCUUUUUAAUGCUCCUUCCGCAAUAAAACUGCUGGGCUGCCGUGGCUGCGCAGGCUGCGUGGCCGCCCUGGGGACAG
Molecule: messenger RNA, 2517 nt
Organism: Cygnus atratus (black swan)
Lineage: Eukaryota; Metazoa; Chordata; Aves; Anseriformes; Anatidae
Gene: UTP14A
Product: UTP14A small subunit processome component
Exons: 13
Coding region: 69-2339 (756 amino acids)
Biological process (GO): rRNA processing
Cellular component (GO): nucleolus; small-subunit processome
Source: RefSeq, a predicted model, not a curated record